Molecule: messenger RNA, 1609 nt
Organism: Chanos chanos (milkfish)
Lineage: Eukaryota; Metazoa; Chordata; Actinopteri; Gonorynchiformes; Chanidae
Gene: trim107
Product: tripartite motif containing 107
Exons: 3
Coding region: 110-1576 (488 amino acids)
Source: RefSeq, a predicted model, not a curated record
GAAAAGUCGUCUAAACCGUGGCAUGACAGAUAGGACUACCUAUGCUGUAGCUGCUGUUGUCGCACACAGGGUGGUCUGAAACAAAUCGUAACUCGUUCAUUCAGACGUCAUGUCUGUGAGCAGAUCUGACAGUUCGUUGGAGCUGGAGCUCAGUUGCCCAGUCUGCUUCCAUCUCUUCUCUGAACCAGUCACACUCCCCUGUGGGCAUACCUACUGCCUUAACUGUCUGGAGAAAACCAAGACGUCUGCAGCGCCUGGAUGUAAAGGCCAGUACUGCUGUCCAGAGUGCCGAGAGAUGUACCAGGGGUCAGAGGCCUUACAGAAGAACUUCAAACUGAGGAAUGUUGUGGAGAGCUACAGGGCCUCAGUCAGGCAGACCGACUGUGGUGUGAUUGAGAAAGAAUGUUUGGAGACAUUUAGUCAGACUGGGGAGUGUUGUGCAAGCUCUUUGAAUAAAAGGUCAGACCACAGAGAAGAGGUAGAAGCAGAGAGAAAGAAUGGGCAAGAUACAGAUGAGCAGAGAUCCAAGCUUGCUAACAUGAUAAAAGAUCUGAAAACAAAGAUCGCUUUUGUGGAGGAUGUGCUGUCUAAAGAGGUGGAAAGACAGACUGCAGUUAAGACAGUGAACUCUGCACUCAGGGCAGAUGUUGCAAGGGUAAUUGAAGAGAUGAUGGAGCUGAUGAGGAGUUAUAGCAUAGCUGGGAUGGAGCUGAUAGAAGGGGAGCUGAGACCCAAGGAGGAGGCUUUGGGGAGGAGGGUCAAAUACGUCUCUGAUCUCCACAAACGACUAAAGGAGAUGGAGAUCCAGGCCGGCACUCUGUUGCUGGAGUGGGACAAAACCACAUUCUGUGAGGGUCUCCUGGAGACCGAAGCUCAGGUGACCACCCUGAUGGUGGAGGAGCCUCCGGUGGAGAUGCCUGAAGACACAGGUGAGAUGCACACCAUCAUGACACGCGUGUGCGCUGAGUUCGAGCAGAGAAAUGCCCAGCUCCGGGUCGACCUUGGUGCAUCUCAGCGAGCUUUACGAGCGGUCCUGAACCCCUCCGAGGUCACUUUUGACCCUGAUACAGUCCAUUCCAGCCUGCUCCUGUCAGAGGACCUCAAAACGGCAUCCUUCAGUGUCACCAAGCAACCGUAUCCGGCUAGAGCAGAACGCUUUACCAGUUUCCUGCAGGUCUUCAGCUCUCAGAGCUUCUCCAGCGGAGAGCACCGCUGGGGGGUGAAAGUGGAGGGUUGCCCCUGGGUCGUGGGGGUGUGUUAUAGGGGUCUACCCCGCUCUGGCAUGGGCAGCGGACUGGAGAGCAGUGGUCAUGCUUGGUGUCUCAUGUGGUGUGAUAACCUACUGCGGGCGUAUGAGCAAGGACAGGAGACACCCCUGAAACGGACUCCAGCGCUGAACAGAAUGGAGAUCCUCCUGAGCUUCAGCCAGUGCACUCUGGCCUUUUACAGCAUCAGCAAUGUCAGCGGAGCUAAGACACACCUACACACUUUUAAGACUGGCUUCACUGAGCCUGUUUACUUAGCUGUCAGAAUGAUGUCUGGUCAGCCAAAGGCACACAUUACACUCUGCCAGUGAUACUAACAGGAACACUGAGCUUCAUCAGUGAUG